GAGGGACAAGAUGACCACUACGAUGGACGGCAGCUCUCAAGUCACCGACGAUGAAGUGUCGCUUGCGGAGACGGUUGUGCAAAGCAUGGGUAGAUGAGCGACUUUUUCAUAGUCGUAUUCUAAAGCUAACGAGCAGCAUAGUAUCUAUACACUUUAAGGCGAAUCGCACUCGCGCCUCUGCCAGAAAGAAAAGGAGGGGACCUAUGCGAACGACCCGUCUGGAAACGCUUCUGGAAGAGGACGAUGAUGAAGUGGAUGUUGAAGAUGAUGACGUGAAUGUUGAAGAGAGCGAUGGAGAGUACAAAAGGCCUAUCUUUAAACAGGAUGAAGAGGAUGAAGACGAUGUCGAUAAAAAAGCAGAUGAGGGCGAAGAAGACUUUUGCAUCGUGUGACGUGAUACCUGUAUGCUAUUGUAUAUGCUAUG
Messenger RNA from Cryptococcus amylolentus CBS 6039, 424 nucleotides. RefSeq lists its product as hypothetical. The record is from RefSeq and is a predicted model, not a curated record. Lineage: Eukaryota; Fungi; Basidiomycota; Tremellomycetes; Tremellales; Cryptococcaceae. The transcript has a single exon. Bases 51 to 392 code for a protein of 113 amino acids.